AUGUCCUCCGACCAAGUCCCAACGCUCCGCGAACGACUCGAGAAGCUUCCCCAAGAACUCUACAACGAGAUCUACAACUGGACAUUCACCGCCAACACCAGAAACCGCGACAUCGAUCGCGGUCGACAAGAGACGUUCAUCGCCCCUGACAGCGGGACUCUUCUCCAAGUGGACCAUCUCUCCCGCCAGCAAUUCGCCGCUUCGUACUAUGGCGGGGAACAUGUGGUGUUCGUAGCACACGACUCCAACGCCAACGUCGGGUCUUGGAGACGGUGGUUGCAGACGGUCCCUGCAGAGCAUCGGCACAUGAUCCGGGAGUUGCGGAUCAUCUGGCCGUGUACGCAGUCGUCGGCUUCGGAUGUCCUCGAUUACUACGAUCGACGGGGGAAACGGUAUCGGGCGUUGGCCACGCUCUUGUUUGGCGGGCAGGUGGCGGAUAGGCUGCGGUUUGGGUACUCGGAAGAGUAG
Molecule: messenger RNA, 468 nt
Organism: Lecanosticta acicola
Lineage: Eukaryota; Fungi; Ascomycota; Dothideomycetes; Mycosphaerellales; Mycosphaerellaceae
Source: the annotation of a GenBank genome assembly